AACCCCUCCACACGCACAACACCACCACCCCUCAAAAUUUCUGAGCAAAAACAGAGAUUUGCCUUUGAAUCUCCACAAACCCUAUGCGGAGCUAAUCGGAGAUCAGUAGAUUAAUCAUGGCAUUUUCACGGCGGUUAAUCGGAGUAAGCAUUCUAAGUUGUCUUCUUCUUCUAUCAUCAACCGCUACCGGCGAAGAUGAUAUCUCACGCGCCGCCCCAGCUAAUGCAUCGAGCUCCUGUAACAAUCCUUAUCGAAUGGUUCUGGUGAAGUUAUGGAUUGAUGGUGCUGAGCAUGAAUCAAUAGGUGGCUUAAGUGCGGCAUUUGGGUCUCUUUUAUCCACUGAUAUUAAAAAUGCCCCUAGAUUGCCUGCUACUUACACAAAACCCUUGAAUGGCUGUUCCAGCUCCUCUUUUAAGUUAUCAGGCUCCAUUGCACUAGCUCUUCGCGGUCAAUGUGAUUUUCUGACGAAGGCUACGGUUGCACAAGCAGGAGGUGCUGCAGGGAUUGUGCUGAUAAAUGAUCAAGAAGAUCUUCUGGAGAUUGCUUGUCCUAACAAUUUUACGGUAUCAAACAUAACAAUUCCUGUUGUAACCAUUUCAAAAGCUGGAGGAGAUGUCAUAGACAAAUAUAUCUCUGCUGGAAAGAAAGUGGAGAUUAUGUUUUAUUCGCCAGAUCGCCCCAUUCUGGACUACUCAGCAAUGUUCUUAUGGAUGAUGGCUGUUGGCACAAUUUUUUGUGCAUCUUUUUGGUCGGAGUUUACUACAUCUAAGGAAAGCAAUUUCAAUCAACAGUCACCAGAGGUGAUUGCUGGAGGUUCCAGAGAAGAAGAUGACAAGGAGAUUAUAAAUAUCACUACAAGGAGUGCUUUUGUGUUUGUCAUCACAGCGUCUAUGUUUCUGUUGCUACUUUACUUUUUCAUGUCUUCUUGGUUUGUCUGGCUGCUGAUAAUACUUUUCGCUAUUGGUGGAGUUGAGGGAAUGCAUAGUUGUAUAAUAUCCCUGGUAUCGAGCAAAUGUAAAGGUUGUGGAAGGAAGAAGUUGAAUUUGCCGCUUCUUGGGGAGAUUUCUAUUCUUUCUCUUGUGGUCUUGAUAUUAUGUGUGGCAUUUGCAAUCUUCUGGGCAGCAACUAGGAAAUCAUCAUACUCUUGGAUUGGCCAAGAUAUUCUGGGAAUUUGUUUGAUGAUAACUGUUCUGCAGUUGGCUCAGUUGCCUAAUAUAAAGGUUGCUACGGUGCUUCUGUGUUGUGCAUUUCUCUACGACAUCUUUUGGGUUUUCCUUUCGCCUGCUAUAUUCCAUGACAGUGUAAUGAUUGCAGUUGCCCGUGGUGACAAUGCUGGCGGAGAAUCCAUCCCAAUGCUUCUGAGAGUUCCUCGAGUAUCAGAUCCUUACGGUGGCUAUGAUAUGAUUGGUUUUGGGGAUAUUCUCUUUCCUGGUUUACUGGUUUGUUUUGCUUUCAGAUUUGACAAAGCUAGAAGGAAGAGUGUACUAAGUGGAUACUACAUCUGGAUGAUGGUUGGUUAUGGAAUUGGUCUUUUAUUCACGUACUUGGGCUUGUAUCUAAUGAACGGUCAUGGGCAACCUGCUCUUCUAUAUCUUGUGCCCUGCACACUAGGAGUUUAUGUGGUGCUGGGAUUGCUGAGGGGAGAACUUAAAUACCUAUGGAACUAUGAUAGCGAAUCAACAAAAGUUGCAGACUCGCUAUUGGAAGACGCCUGAUAGAUAUAUAGAUGGGAGAAGAAAUAUUAAAUCUACAAACACAAGCCAAUUGGUGUAUAAGCUGUUCAUAGAAUUAAGUUCCAGGAAGUUCUUGGCUGUGUUGCAUAUGUAUAUUUUCCGUUCGCGACAGUGAUUUUUCUUUCACCUUCAAUUCCCACUGCAGCUAUUCUUGAUCAAUAUGUAACAUUACAGUAAUCAUAUAAAAAGGAGAAGUUAUAAUGA
This is a messenger RNA of Solanum dulcamara, 1937 nucleotides long. Its product is annotated as signal peptide peptidase-like 3. Gene Ontology annotation, cellular component: cytoplasmic side of endoplasmic reticulum membrane; lumenal side of endoplasmic reticulum membrane; Golgi-associated vesicle membrane. Gene Ontology annotation, molecular function: aspartic endopeptidase activity, intramembrane cleaving. Gene Ontology annotation, biological process: membrane protein proteolysis. The coding region runs from base 117 to 1715 and encodes 532 amino acids. Lineage: Eukaryota; Viridiplantae; Streptophyta; Magnoliopsida; Solanales; Solanaceae. The transcript has 14 exons. The record is from RefSeq and is a predicted model, not a curated record.